Molecule: messenger RNA, 1056 nt
Organism: Morone saxatilis (striped sea-bass)
Lineage: Eukaryota; Metazoa; Chordata; Actinopteri; Moronidae
Gene: wnt3
Product: wingless-type MMTV integration site family, member 3
Exons: 4
Coding region: 1-1056 (351 amino acids)
Biological process (GO): cell fate commitment; neuron differentiation; multicellular organism development
Cellular component (GO): extracellular region
Molecular function (GO): cytokine activity; frizzled binding
Source: RefSeq, a predicted model, not a curated record
AUGGAUUUGUAUCUGAUUGGAUAUUUGAUGUGUGUGUGGUUGUCCAGCUCACGGGUGCUUGGAGGCUAUCCCAUCUGGUGGUCCCUGGCCCUUGGGCAGCAGUACUCGUCUCUGGGCUCCCAACCCAUCCUGUGUGGCUCUAUCCCCGGCCUGGUGCCCAAGCAGCUGCGUUUCUGUCGCAACUACAUAGAGAUCAUGCCCAGCGUUGCCGAAGGUGUCAAGCUGGGGAUCCAGGAAUGCCAGCACCAGUUUAGGGGCCGCCGGUGGAACUGUACCACCAUCAAGGACAACCUGGCCAUCUUCGGCCCUGUGCUAGAUAAAGCAACCAGAGAGUCAGCGUUUGUCCACGCUAUAGCUUCAGCAGGUGUGGCGUUUGCAGUGACGCGCUCCUGUGCUGAGGGCACAUCCACCAUGUGCGGCUGUGAUUCCCACCACAAGGGACCUCCCGGGGAGGGCUGGAAAUGGGGCGGCUGCAGUGAGGAUGCAGAGUUUGGGGUGCUGGUAUCAAGGGAGUUCGCAGACGCCAGAGAGAACCGGCCAGACGCUCGCUCUGCGAUGAACCGACACAACAACGAGGCAGGACGCACGACCAUCCUCGACCACAUGCACCUGCGCUGUAAAUGCCACGGCCUGUCAGGGAGCUGCGAGGUGAAGACAUGUUGGUGGGCUCAGCCGGACUUCCGCAUGCUGGGCGACUACCUGAAGGACAAGUACGACAGCGCCUCGGAGAUGGUGGUGGAGAAGCACCGCGAGUCACGAGGCUGGGUGGAGACACUGCGAGUCAAGUACAACUUCUUUAAGCACCCCACUGAGCGUGACCUGGUCUACUACGAGGGCUCACCCAACUUCUGCGAGCCCAACCCGGAGACCGGCUCCUUUGGGACACGUGACCGGGCCUGCAACGUGUCCUCGCAUGGCAUCGAGGGCUGCGACCUGCUGUGCUGCGGCCGCGGACACAACACCCGGACUGAGAAACGCAAAGAGAAGUGCCACUGCAUCUUCCACUGGUGCUGCUACGUCAGCUGGCUGCCGAGGAGUGUGAUGCGUGUCUAUUGA